Molecule: messenger RNA, 1883 nt
Organism: Porites lobata
Lineage: Eukaryota; Metazoa; Cnidaria; Anthozoa; Scleractinia; Poritidae
Source: the annotation of a GenBank genome assembly
AUGGAAACGAAGAAGCGACCGAUCAACAACCCUCUAGUGUUUUCGUCGAUAGUUUUAUCUUUUGCUGCCUGUUUCUUGGCAUUGAUUCACGUCGAGAUCGAGCUUCACGCACAUCGGAAAAUGCUUCAAGUCUUGACUCAACAGAGAGAAGAAAGUAUCCACUCACGAGGCACUGUGAACGAUAGAUCGAUUGCCUCCGCGCUGUGUAGUGACACUGGUAAAGGUGAGUGCUUUGGUUUACUAGUUCGAUUCUCGUAGGCUUAGAAAUCGAACUGUUGCUUCACAAUGGACCUUUUUGUCAAAACUUUAAGCAUUCCGCAACAACGCCCUCAAUAGUUAGAUUCCGAAACUAAGCCGUAAUUUUUUUGACUCUAAAAAGAACUAAUUUUUUUAAUUGUAAAUAAUACUGAUCAGAACCGACAUUCUGGCGUUUCGGUUUCAGCUAGUUUGGUACAGGUCGAGAAGAUUCCCCUUUCUCUUCUGAAGGGCUGAAACCUAACGCCGUGACAAAGCGUAUGAUAUGGCGAUUCAAUUUCAGUAUUUGCCGAUAAGAAUGUUCUUUUCUUUUCUUUUUAGUCCAUGAAAAUAUAUGGCAUGCAGUCCAAAAUAGAUAAAGUUUGUCUUGAACCAGUGUUGUAAGCCAUUAUGUUACUGCAAAAUUUAGUUUGUUACAAGGGGGUAAUUGAAUCGACCAAAACAUUCUUUCACUGGGAGAUCAUAAGAGUGACAUAAAUUAUCCCUCAGUUGCAGAAAUACAAAUUCGUCACAAACGCAACGCCAAUAAUGUAAACAAGAAAUCAAACGUCAGUGAGAUCAUUAGUAGGGAGGACAUAAAGAAGGAAGUUAAACUGGCGAUGAGUAACUUCGCCUGCAUGGCACAUUGUCCCAAGGGAGUCAGGGGAAGACGAGGAAGGCCAGGUCCCCCAGGCAAACAUGGUCCAGCUGGGCCCCAGGGACCACAUGGACCGAGAGGUCCUCAAGGAGAUCAGGGGCCUCCUGGACUUAGAGGCGAUCAAGGCCCUCAAGGACCCAAGGGUGAUCCUGGUGAAUCCAUCUCAGCUCCAUCGAUUGUGUCACCUCCGAUGUCCAUGGUGGUGAACGAAACUGGUAUAGCCUCACUGCAGUGUGAGGUUAAGGGAAAUCCAGUGCCCCAGGUCACGUGGCUGAAAGAAAAUUCGCGUCUUCCCGCCGACAGACGAAUCAUGCAAUCACGUGGUGGCCUUAUGAUAAGAGAUGUGACGUCACAAGAUGGAGCAGUGUACACGUGUAGGGCAAAAAAUAUUCUUGGAGUCGUGCCCUCAUCAUCCACAUUGACUGUUCAAGGUAAAUUUCUUGUAUUUAUUUUCCAUUGAAGUCUUAAUUCACCGUCAUUUUCUCUUACAGUCAUACAUUUAAACAAGGUGAAUACUGUUACAUUACUAACAAAGGUACGUACAUAUUUAUCGAAGCUUUUGAAGAACUUAGAGGCUCUUAUAAGGUAUACAGUUGGGGCUGUUUACUAAAGUCUUGUUCCCGAUACCACUAGCCCCCCCAGAGGUUGUGAAGAGAAGAUUAGGAUUAUCACACGACAAAAUUAAAUCAUGGGAACAAUGCAAAUAAAACUGUAUGACUUGCAUAUUUCUGCAGUCGACGUCAAGAUAUAUUUCUUUUUAAGCAUCUUCUUCCAUAAGUUUGUCUUUAGAUAUUGGUAGCCGUGUUGGGUUGAAUUUCGCAGUUAAACCGAGAACAAAGUUUUUAAGCCAAGAUUCUCUCUUCUUGACAUGAGGGUCCCUAAUAGGGUUCUUCAAUCCCGUAAUCCCGUCAUCCCCGGUUAUUUUGGAUAUUCUAACUCGCACACAUGCUUUCAAUCCCAAAUCUUGCCCGAUUUUGCUUUAAAAUCCUGA